AUGGAAAUCGCGGAAAAGAAAAGUUUUUCUAUAUUGUUGUCAGAGCUGAUAGUUUUGGCCGAUGAGGUUGCUUCUCUUGCGAAGAACUCUGAAUUUGAAGUGCAUAUUUUUGCGGAGUUUGCCAUGUUGGUUGAGAAAUUCCCAUCAAUCUUCAAUGACUUGAGAGACAAAAACACAGUCUUAGAUAAGCCACCGAUAAGAAAAUCCUUGGAAUCACUUGAGAAUGAGCUGAGGCGUGCCAAAGCUUUGACAAAAAGCUCUAAUUUGAGGCAACCGAUCAAGCAAAUCGAGGACAUAACACAUGACAUCGGUCGAUCCUUUGGCCUUCUGCUUGUAGCCAGCCUAGAAGUUUCCGUGGAUUUCAGAGAAAAAAUCGGUACAUUGCAAAGACAAUUGAUGAAUGUGAGAUUUGAUAGCAGUUUAAGUCUAGCUUCAAGUCCAAAAUCAGAGGUUUCCUGCAGUGACAUGAAGCUGACUGGAGAAAUAGAAGAGGAAAUAGUUAAUGUUUCUAUUGAUGAGGUUGUUUUGCAACUUAAGAAUGGUAAUGAUGAAGAAGUUGCAGUUUCACUUUUGAGACUGAAUGAUUUCAUGAGGAGUGAAAGACUGGAUGGUGGGUUGAUCAAUGAGGAAGCAACUCUUGCCAUUCUUUUCAAUCGUUUAGGUUCGUGUAAGGCAGACAAUAGGUUGGCAAUCAUGCGACUGCUAAGAUGUAUUGCUUUAGAAAAUGAUCAGAAAAAGGAGAGGAUGGUACACAUUGAGUUCUUAUCAGCAGUGGUGAAGUCCCUCACAAGAGAUUCAGAGGAGAGGAAGGAAGCAGUGGGGCUAUUGCUAGAACUCUCUGACGUGCAGGCCGUUCGACGGCGAAUUGGACGAAUUCAAGGGUGCAUUGUUAUGUUAGUUGCUAUACUUAAUGGGGAUGAUCCUGAUGCCUCACAUUCUGCUGCAAAGUUAUUGGAUAUAUUGUCCAGUAAUACUCAAAAUGCACUUCAUAUGGCCGAGGCUGGUUACUUUAGGCCACUUGUGCAGUAUUUGAAAGAAGGGUCUGACAUGAACAAGAUUCUAAUGGCGACAGCACUCGCAAGGUUGGAACUCACUGAUCACAGCAAACUUUCCCUUGGAGAAGAUGGGGCAAUUGAGCCCCUUGUCAAAAUGUUCGGUAUUGGGAAACUUGAGUCCAAGUUAUCCGCUCUAAAUGCACUACAAAAUCUGUCAACCUUGGCAGAAAAUGUGCAGCGUUUGAUCAGAUCCGGAAUUGCAGGAUCUCUUCUGCAACUUCUUUUCUCAGUUACAUCUGUGCUCAUGACAUUGCGCGAGCCUGCAUCUGCCAUUCUUGCAAGAAUCGCUCAGUCUGAGUCCAUCCUUGUUAACGAAGAUGUUGCUCAGCAGAUGCUUUCACUUUUGAGUCUUUCCAGCCCUAUAAUUCAAGGUCAUCUGUUAGAAGCUCUAAAUAACAUAGCCUCCCAUCCUGGUGCAUCCAAAGUGAGAAGAAAAAUGAAGGAAAAAGGUGCACUUCAGCUGCUCUUACCCUUUCUGAAGGAAAACACAACCAGAGUCAGGACCAAGGUCUUGCAUUUGUUGUACACUCUCUCUAAAGAUCUAACAGAUGAGUUAACUGAACAUCUUGAUGAAACUUAUCUUUUCAACAUAGCAAAUAUAGUCUCAACAUCAACAUCAGAUAGUGAAAGGGCAGCAGCUGUUGGCAUACUGAGUAAUCUUCCUGCUAGUAAUAAAAAAGUGACAGAUAUGCUGCAGAGGGCAAAUUUGUUACCCAUUUUAAUAUCCAUUAUGUAUACUAUCACAGGAAGUAACUCAUCCACAACAAAUACCUUAGCAGAAAGUAUUGCCAGUGUUAUUAUUCGCUUCACAAAUCCCUCUGACAAGAAACUACAACUUCUCUCAGCUGAACAAGGGGUGAUUCCUUUGCUUGUAAAACUUCUCUCAAGUGGUUCAUCAAUCACAAAAUCAAGGGCUGCAGUCUCUCUGGCUCAACUAUCGCAGAAUUCUGUGUCUCUUAGGAAGUCUAGAAAGUCAAGAUGGUUGUGUGUUCCACCCUCUGUGAAUGCAUAUUGUGAAGUCCAUGAUGGAUAUUGCUUUGUCAACAGCACAUUUUGUUUGGUCAAGGCAGGUGCUGUUUCUACCCUUAUCCAAUUGUUGGAAGAUACUGAGAGAGAAGUUGUUGAAUCUGCUUUGCAUGCUCUUUCAACUCUUCUGCAAGAUGAAAUCUGGGAAGGUGGCGUCAAUUCCAUUGCCAAGUUAUCAGGCGUGCAAGCUAUUAUAAAAAGUCUAGAAGUUGGGGAUGCAAAGGUUCAAGAAAAAGCAAUAUGGAUGUUGGAGAGAAUAUUCAAAGUUGCAGAAUAUAGAGUAAAGUAUGGAGAAUCUGCUCAGGUGGUUCUUAUUGAUCUUGCCCAAAAGAGUGAUUCUAGAUUGAAGUCAACAGUUGCAAAAGUAUUAGCUGAGCUUGAGCUCUUACAAUCUCAAUCAAGUUACUUUUGA
Sphenostylis stenocarpa is the source of this 2493-nucleotide messenger RNA. Lineage: Eukaryota; Viridiplantae; Streptophyta; Magnoliopsida; Fabales; Fabaceae. The record is from the annotation of a GenBank genome assembly.